AUGAGAAAGAUCUUGAAAAGUAAUGCAGAAGGUCAAGAGUUGACAGUCGAAGUUUUCUCCUCUCAAUUGCACAACAAAAUAUUCACGACCAGCAGCAAAAUUCAUGAAUUUUCUGCUCUGUUAAUAGAGACGGGGAAUGGGGAGAAGGGAAGAAAAGUGGAGUCUUUCAAAUCCCAUGCAAUUUCAAGAUAA
Molecule: messenger RNA, 192 nt
Organism: Clunio marinus
Lineage: Eukaryota; Metazoa; Arthropoda; Insecta; Diptera; Chironomidae
Source: the annotation of a GenBank genome assembly